Molecule: messenger RNA, 1905 nt
Organism: Dendroctonus ponderosae (mountain pine beetle)
Lineage: Eukaryota; Metazoa; Arthropoda; Insecta; Coleoptera; Curculionidae
Product: guanine nucleotide-binding protein-like 3 homolog
Exons: 6
Coding region: 79-1845 (588 amino acids)
Cellular component (GO): nucleolus
Molecular function (GO): GTP binding
Source: RefSeq, a predicted model, not a curated record
AGAUAGUACAAAUUAACCCUAAAAAAAUUGGCAUUCUUUUCUCGUGGUUUACUUGCUUUGAUUGUUCAUAGAGAAAUAAUGGCCAAGAACCGCAUAAAGAAACAAUCCAACCGUCAAUUGGCCAGGCUGAGAUAUAAAAUCGAAAAAAAAGUACGGGACCACAACCGAAAGGCGAAAAGACAGGCCAAGAAGGAUCCGAAGAAAGUCAAGCAAAAGAUUAUAGAGGUGCCCAACAUUUGCCCCUUCAAGGGCGAUAUUUUGAAGGAAGUGGCGCUGUUAAGGAAGCAGAAAGAGGAGGAGAAAUUGAAACUGAAGGAGCAGGCCAGGUUGGAGAGGCAACAAGCGAAAGAAACGCAAAAACUCGCCAAGGCCAGUAGCGGCCUGGAGUCUUUGGUAUCUAAUGCAGAGGUUAGAGGCCAACUCCAUGAAACUCUGAGUCCAGGCACAGUCGCGGACAAAGACUACGAAAAAAACACCGAGCAGUCGCUUAAACAGUACUAUAAAGAGUUCAGGAAAGUUAUUGAGGCAGCUGACGUGGUGCUGGAAGUGGUUGAUGCACGCGAUCCACUAGGCACGAGAUGCAAACAAGUGGAAGAAGCAGUGCACAAAAUCCAUGGGGCUAAACGAUUAGUUUUAGUGCUGAAUAAAGCCGAUUUGGUGCCCAGGGAUAUAUUAGAAAGCUGGCUGAAAUAUCUGAAGAAGAAGGGCCCAGUAAUUGCCUUCAAAGCUUCUGUGCAGAACCAGAACAGAAAUUUAGGGCAAAGGAAGUUCAGCAAGUCCGAUAAGGGACUUAAAGGAUCUUCGUCGGUAGGUGCUGAACUGGUAAUGUCGCUGCUGGCUAAUUACUGCCGAAACAAAGAUAUUAAAACCUCAAUAACCGUCGGAGUGGUUGGUCUGCCAAAUGUUGGAAAAAGUUCAGUGAUCAACAGCCUGAAAAGGGCCAGAGUGUGCAAUGUUGGGGCUGCGCCUGGCGUCACUAGAACCUCCCAAGUGGUACAAUUAGACUCGAAAAUUAAACUUUUGGACUCACCCGGGAUAGUGUUUGCGGCUGGCAAUGAUAGCCAAGCGUCGCUGAGAAACGCCGUAAAAGUAUCUUCAAUCUCUGACCCCAUCACUCCGGCUAACGCUAUUUUGCAAAGAGUUAGCAAGCAGCAGAUCAUGGACAUUUACGAUAUCCCGGAAUUCCAUUCGCCUGAAGAGUUUUACAGUUUAAAAGGGGCCAGAACUGGACGGUUUAGGAAGGGUGGGGUGCCAGACUCGUAUGCAGCUGCACGCGGCUUGAUAGAAGAUUGGAAUAGCGGCAAAAUUCCCUACUACACGCUACCACCUGAGGAACAGCCAGAUCAAAGUUCCUACAAAAUAGUGGCGGAAAUGGGAAAGGAGUUCGACAUGGACAGCAUAGAAAACAUGGAAACGGACCUAUUGAACAAAAUGGCACCAGUUUCCAACAGUCUUUUGAAAAAUCCGGGACUUCCUAAAACAAUGGAGAGUUUUAUUGUUUUAGAAAGUCUGGGUCCAGUAGACGCUGGGCCAGAUAAAAUGGAAACCGACGUUGAAACCAACCAACUCUUAAGCGGCAAUAUCGCUGUCGCUGCCAACAAGAAACCGCUCCUACAACCAGCGGCUAAAGGAAAGAAACGUAGCGGUGAAAUGGCUUUGCCUGGGAAUUUGCAGCUGAAUCAGUUGAAAAAAAGGCAAUUUAAAAAGGAAAAAAAGGACCGCGCUCGCAGGGAGCGUGUUGCGCUCCAAUUGUCCGCGGGGUUGGAGAAUUUUAAUUUGAAAACUACCGCCUCCGUUGAGGAAGACUACAAUUUUGAUGAGGACUUUGAAUCGCAAUCCAAUUGAAAAUUCUAAAUUAUAUGUAGAAAAGUUGGUGUAUAUCAAAAAUUAAACGUAUUAAAAAUG